AUGCCUAAAGUAGUUUUAAAUCAUACUUUUAAGCUUAAUUUUCCCAAGAUAAAUAGACUAGUGUCGCUUAAUGAUGAUAUAUAUGUUAUGUUCAACCGAAAUUCUAGAAGAUUUGUGUUUUUUACAAUAUCAGGUUCCAAAUUUGUCACUACAAAUGAUUUUAUAGAUGAAAGUGUAAAUUCCGGAUAUGCAAAUAUUUCAGAUAUAACAAACUAUAAGGAAGAUAUCUUACUUUCAGAUGACAAGUUUAAAAUAAGACGUCUUAGAAGGAAUGGACAAUUUGAAGAAUUGUCACCGUCAAUAACAGACGAUAAUCUCAGUUUUGAAGGUAUUCAUACAACUAAGAAAAAAGAAAUCAUUUUAGGUUUUACUAACAGGAGGGACUGUUCUGCUGGAUUCUUUGAACUAACUCAUAUGACAUUCGCGCCUCCCAAAAUGAUUUACACAUAUAACAAAAGUAUAAUGAGACGCGUUGAGGGCAAUAGUAAAGAAUUUAUUACUCUUCCGAAAAAAAUUACAACAAACAUCAAUGGAUAUGUUUGUGUUUUAGAUAAGCCCAGGUAUCCAAAAAAGCCAAGAGUUGUAGUUAUUGGGAAAUGGGGGCAGCCUAAGUGGAUAUAUAGUGGUCAUCCAGACAUAAAUUCAGAGAAUGACUUUUCUCCCAACGACAUUAUCACAACAUCUUUGGAUCUUGUUCUUGUGGCUGAGAAAAAAACAAAUGCAAUUCAUGUUCUUUCGAAGGAUGGGCAAUUUAUCUGUAAUUGUAUUGCAGACACUAACAUAACUGAGCCAGUUAGUAUAUGUUUGAAUAAAGAAGGACAGUUAGUGAUCGGUUGUACGGAUUCUGGAAAAACUGAGUUGCAUAUGACGAAUUUCAUUGAAUGA
Mytilus trossulus (common blue mussel) is the source of this 885-nucleotide messenger RNA. RefSeq lists its product as uncharacterized. NCBI's taxonomy places the organism in Eukaryota, Metazoa, Mollusca, Bivalvia, Mytilida, Mytilidae. The record is from RefSeq and is a predicted model, not a curated record. The coding region runs from base 1 to 885 and encodes 294 amino acids. The transcript has a single exon.